AUGUACAAGCUCGGUCGUAGCAGAGCUCUGGCCUCGGCCAUCUCCAAGCCCCAGUUCGCCCCCUCAAUGCGCCUGCCCGGCUUUGCUCAGCAACGGAGAGCUCUGAGCAUCCACGAGUACCGCUCUGCUGAGCUCCUGCGCGAGUACGGUGUCGGUGUCCCCAAGGGCUUCAACGCGACGACCGGCGCCGAGGCCGAGACCGUCGCCAAGCAGAUUGGCACUGGUGAUAUGGUCAUCAAGGCCCAGGUCCUGGCUGGUGGCCGUGGAAAGGGUACCUUCGACAACGGUCUCAAGGGCGGUGUCCGCGUCAUCUACUCGCCUACCGAGGCCAAGAUGUUCGCCGACCAGAUGAUUGGCCACAAGCUCAUCACCAAGCAGACUGGUGCUGCUGGUCGCCUGUGCAACUCGGUCUACAUCUGCGAGCGCAAGUUUGCCCGUCGCGAGUUCUACCUCGCCGUCCUGAUGGACCGCGCUUCCCAGGGCCCCGUCAUCGUCUCCUCUUCCCAGGGCGGUAUGGACAUCGAGACCGUUGCCAAGGAGAACCCCGAGGCUAUCACGACCACCUACAUUGACAUCAACACCGGUGUCACCGACGAUAUCGCCCGCAAGAUCGCUACCGGCCUCGGCUUCAGCGAGCAGUGCAUCGAGGACGCCAAGGACACCAUCCAGAAGCUGUACAAGAUCUUCCAGGAGAAGGAUGCCACCCAGAUUGAGAUCAACCCCCUGUCCGAGACCUCGGACCACCAGGUGCUGUGCAUGGACGCCAAGUUUGGCUUCGACGACAACGCCGACUACCGCCAGAAGGAGGUCUUCUCGUGGCGCGAUACCAGCCAGGAGGACCCUGAGGAGGUCCGCGCCGCCAAGUCCAACCUGAACUUCAUCAAGCUCGACGGCGACAUUGGCUGCCUCGUCAACGGUGCCGGUCUGGCCAUGGCCACCAUGGACAUCAUCAAGUUGAACGGCGGCCAGCCCGCCAACUUCCUCGACGUCGGCGGUGGUGCGACCUCGGACGCCAUUAGGGAAGCCUUUGAGCUCAUCACCAGCGACGCCAAGGUCACUGCUGUCUUUGUCAACAUCUUUGGUGGUAUCGUCCGCUGCGACGCCAUCGCCCACGGUCUGAUCAACACCGUCCAGUCCCUGGACCUCAAGAUUCCCAUCAUCGCCCGUCUCCAGGGAACCAACGUUGAGCAGGCUCACCAGAUCAUCAAUGACUCGGGCAUGAAGAUCUUCUCGAUCGACGACCUGCAGAGCGCCGCUGAGAAGGCGGUGCAGCUUUCCAAGGUUGUGAAGAUGGCUCGGGAUAUCGACGUCGGCGUUGAGUUCACCCUCGGCAUCUAA
Messenger RNA from Thyridium curvatum, 1338 nucleotides. RefSeq lists its product as uncharacterized. The transcript has 4 exons. Gene Ontology annotation, cellular component: mitochondrion; succinate-CoA ligase complex. NCBI's taxonomy places the organism in Eukaryota, Fungi, Ascomycota, Sordariomycetes, Thyridiales, Thyridiaceae. Gene Ontology annotation, biological process: tricarboxylic acid cycle; succinyl-CoA metabolic process. The coding region runs from base 1 to 1338 and encodes 445 amino acids. Gene Ontology annotation, molecular function: ATP binding; succinate-CoA ligase (ADP-forming) activity; metal ion binding. The record is from RefSeq and is a predicted model, not a curated record.